CUUGGAUGUUGACGAUGAAAGUUCGAAAUCCAAGGACGAGCCGGACAUGCAACGUCACACCUUCUGCGUUUUCACUGUCAGUGGUGAGCGUGACGUCUUUGCUGAAUUGCUCGAGGCAGAUGCGCAGAAACAAAUGACGAGAGAGAUGAAUCGUCGCCAGGCAAAAUUACGAGGUCGUGGUGCACCGGGACAGCAAGGAACUUCAGGCGAUAACAACUCACUGUCACUACCUGGAAGUGCAAAUGCUAAUGCUUUUUACACUGCUCUCUGCAGCAAGGAAGAACGAGAUCGCGCGCUGAAAAACGCGAACCGCAAAAAGCUCGACGAGGAGACCGAAAGACCCGACGAAGCUCGAACAAAGUACCUCUUUUUCGACACGAAACUGGCA
Messenger RNA from Amoebophrya sp. A25, 388 nucleotides. The record is from the annotation of a GenBank genome assembly. Lineage: Eukaryota; Dinophyceae; Syndiniales; Amoebophryaceae.